This is a messenger RNA of Dendrobium catenatum, 1801 nucleotides long. RefSeq names its product serine carboxypeptidase-like 42. Gene Ontology annotation, biological process: proteolysis. Bases 264 to 1751 code for a protein of 495 amino acids. The transcript is spliced from 9 exons. The record is from RefSeq and is a predicted model, not a curated record. NCBI's taxonomy places the organism in Eukaryota, Viridiplantae, Streptophyta, Magnoliopsida, Asparagales, Orchidaceae. Gene Ontology annotation, molecular function: serine-type carboxypeptidase activity.
CAAUUUUUUUUUUUUUUUAGUUUUAUCUUUCAGAUGUAAUUAUUCUUAUAGUAAUGAAAUCGGCUAUUCUCUUAAUUUAACCAAAAAUAAAUAAAAAAGACUUUUGCGAAUGAUGCCAAUAGAUAAGUCGACGCUACCCCAUGACUGAUGAUGGCGGGGAGUCCACUUAAUGCUUUCAACACUCCACAUCGCAGAAAAGAGAGAAAAGAAGAGAAUUGGAGGAAGAGGAACAAGGAUUUCGUAUUCUCUCUUUGAGGCAAGAGAUGUUUCAGUUCCUAGUUUGGAUUUUGAUGGCUUUUUGGGCUGUAAUGGGUAGCGGAAUCGGCGUAGGUGGUCAGCCACAAGACCAUUUGGUGGCAGGACUUCCAGGGCAGCCAAAGGUUGAUUUCAAGCAGUUCGCAGGGUACGUGGAUGUCGAUGAGAAGGCAGGGAAGAGUCUCUUCUACUACUUCGUAGAAUCACAGGAGGAUUCAGAUAAGAAGCCUCUGACCCUUUGGCUUAAUGGAGGCCCUGGAUGCUCUUCAAUUGGAGGAGGUGCAUUCACUGAACUGGGACCAUUCUUCCCUAGAGGGGAUGGCCGAGGCCUCCGAUUAAAUAAGCAUUCUUGGAAUAAAGUUUCAAACCUUCUGUUUGUUGAAUCACCUGCUGGAGUUGGAUGGUCAUACUCAAACAGAACUUCAGAUUACACUUGUGGUGAUAAAUCUACAACUAGUGAUAUGCAUAUAUUCUUAAUACGGUGGUUUGAGAAGUUCCCUGACUUCAAAACUCGAGACUUUUUUCUUACUGGAGAAAGCUAUGCAGGUCUAUUCUCCUUAUAUAAUUACAUGAAUUCUCCUCAGAAAAGUUUCUUACUAAAAAUAUUAAGUGUGGCCACAGGGCACUACAUACCAGAACUAGCAGUUGCUCUACUGAACCAUAACAAACGUUCAACUAAUUUCAAGUUCAAUAUUAAAGGGGUUGCUAUUGGGAAUCCACUUCUCAAGCUUGACAGGGAUAUUCCUGCUUCUUAUGAGUAUUUUUGGUCUCAUGGAAUGAUUUCUGAUGAGAUAGGCGAUAGGAUAAUGAACAAUUGUGAUUUUGAGGAUUAUACGUUUACCGAAUCUCACAAUGUUAGCAAUUUAUGCAAUGAUGCAAUUGCAGAAGCAUAUCAGGUGGUAGGAAAUUACAUAAACCAAUAUGAUGUGAUCCUUGAUCUGUGCUAUCCAUCUAUUGUAAAACAGGAACUGAGGCUGAAAAAAACCGUUUCUAAGUUUAGUAUUGGGGUUGAUGUGUGCAUGACAAUGGAAAGGGACUAUUACUUCAAUCUACCAGAGGUACAGCAUGCCCUUCAUGCCAACAGAACUAGUUUGCCUUAUAACUGGAGCACUUGCAGCGAUAUCCUAAAUUACAACCUAAAUGAUGCGAGUAUCAACAUACUUCCAUUGCUCAAAAGAAUUAUUAGACAUCGAAUACCAGUUUGGGUUUUCAGUGGAGAUCAAGACUCUGUGGCGCCGUUCUUGGGCACUAGAGCACUUAUGCGGGAGCUAGCACAUGAUAUGAGACUUGGUGUUAGCGUUCCUUAUACUGCUUGGUUCUACAAAGGCCAGGUCGGUGGAUGGAUGACAGAGUAUGGAAACAUACUGACAUUUGCCACAGUGAGAGGAGCUGCUCAUAUGGUGCCUUAUGCGCAGCCAGCAAGAGCUUUCUUUCUUUAUAAACUAUUUGUAAAUGGCAGAAGAUUGCCAAACACAACCUUUCCUCCCAUUGACUGAUGAUAGAUAAAAUCUAAAGAUUUAUAAGAUUUAAAUUUGGUUUGGGACAA